AUGGACGAGCGGCAACUACAGCAGCAGCAGCACAAUAGCAGCAAAGAAGCAGCAGCAGCAGCAGCAGUAGCAGCGGCGACUGCAGCAAUGACGGCCGUUUCGGCUGCAGCGACCUCACACUGUGUCUGGCAGCAGGGACUAGCAGCACAUUCAGGUGCAGCUGCAGCAACAAAGAGGGCAGCAGCAGCAGCAGCAACAGGAGGAGCAGCUGCAGCUGCAACAGGAGCAGCUGCAGCAGCAACAGAAGAAGCAGCUGCAGCAGCAACAGCACCAGCAACAGCAGCUGCCUCGAAACGCUAG
This is a messenger RNA of Eimeria tenella, 300 nucleotides long. RefSeq lists its product as uncharacterized. NCBI's taxonomy places the organism in Eukaryota, Apicomplexa, Conoidasida, Eucoccidiorida, Eimeriidae. The coding region runs from base 1 to 300 and encodes 99 amino acids. The record is from RefSeq and is a predicted model, not a curated record. The transcript has a single exon.